Zootermopsis nevadensis is the source of this 2674-nucleotide messenger RNA. It is a transcript of the gene LIMK1, whose product is annotated as LIM domain kinase 1. NCBI's taxonomy places the organism in Eukaryota, Metazoa, Arthropoda, Insecta, Blattodea, Termopsidae. Gene Ontology annotation, cellular component: cytoplasm; nucleus. The record is from RefSeq and is a predicted model, not a curated record. Gene Ontology annotation, biological process: actin cytoskeleton organization; protein phosphorylation. Gene Ontology annotation, molecular function: protein binding; ATP binding; protein serine/threonine kinase activity.
UUGGUGUAGUUGUAACUACUUUUUCAUAUAAAAGUAUAACGUAAUUUCUCUUACGGCACCAUGCUUCCGGUAAAUUCGAGCUUAUUUCCGGUUUAAAUGUAUGUGAUGUGAUAAUGGAAGAAGCUGCUACAAAUGAGGAAGCAACUGAUGGGACUUCCAUGGAAUCUUCUGUUUGUGCUGGGUGUCUCAACAUUCUUGAUGAGGAAGAGUUUAUCCAAGCAUUGAAUCAGGAAUGGCAUAUGGAAUGUUUCAGAUGUUCAGCAUGUGAUGCAUCACUGUCAAGUUGGUAUUUCGAAAAGGAUGGUCUACUGUUUUGUAAGGAUGAUUACUGGACAAAAUAUGGAGAGUCAUGCCAGGACUGUGGACAGAUCAUUACUGGGCCAGUAAUGGUGGCUGGAGAUCACAAAUUCCACCCAGAAUGUUUUUGCUGCACGUCAUGUGGUGGUUUCAUUGGGGAUGGAGAGUCAUAUGCUCUGGUGGAACGUUCCAAAUUGUACUGUGGACCAUGUUACAAACGUCAGAUGCAGCCUCUCAGCAAGACAUCAGGCACGCCAUUUGUUCGCAAACCACACUCAAUCCGAUUGGUGGAGAUUCCACCCACCAGUGAUGGUCAGCGUGGCAUUAAGUUGAGUGUGGAGAGUGCCCGGGGUCUUCCUGUUACAACUGAGCCCUAUGGUUGUCGUGGUCUCCGCAUUUCUGAAUUGGAUAUGAGUAGCGAUCUUAUGUCACUACACAUUGGAGAUCGAAUCCUGGAGGUGAAUGGGACCCCUGUCAAAGACCAACCCAUAGAAAACAUAGAGAAUCUCAUCCGUUACUCUGACACAGUCUUACAGCUGACAAUUGAACAUGAUCCAGACGCCCUGAAUCGGCGGCGUCCAAGUUUCCCGUAUUCUGCAUCAGUUAUCACUCCUCCAUGUGCACCUAGUACAGGGCUGUGUGGCUCACGAACACAUCCACCCGAUCGUGAAAGACUGUUUAAGAGACGGGAUGAGGGAUACAUCAGUGGUUCUCGCAGUAGGCAGCUUCGCCGAGGGAAGGGCAGCUGCAGCAAGGAGCGCUCAUCUUCUAUGUCUCGGCUUCUAGAAGGUUCGCCUCCGACGCGUGAAACAUGUGACCUUUCACGCACCAGGUCAUUUCGAGUAGAACCCAAGAGCCAGCGAAUCUUCCGAGCGUCAGACCUCGUAAAGGGAGAACUGCUUGGUAAAGGUUUCUUUGGUCAAGUGUACAAAGUCACACACCGGGACACAAAUGAGGUUAUGGUGCUGAAGGAAUUAUAUCGGGUAGAUGAGGAGGCCCAGAAAAAUUUCCUGAAAGAGGUGGCGGUGUUACGUAGCUUACACCACAACAAUGUGCUGCGUUUCAUUGGUGUGUUGUAUAAAGACAAGAAGCUUCAUCUGGUCACAGAAUUUAUUUCUGGUGGCACCCUGAAGGAACUCAUCCAUGACCUGAAUGAGGCUUUGCCAUGGGAGCAGCGAGUAAACUUUGCCAAGGAUAUUGCAUCUGGCAUGUCAUACCUCCAUUCCAUGAACAUCAUUCACCGUGAUCUCAACUCUCACAAUUGUCUCGUUAGAGAGGACAAGACUGUAGUUGUGGCAGACUUUGGGCUGGCCCGUAUCAUCUCUCAGAACAGCAACUCGUGUAGUGGAGGUGUUGGUGGCAACAUGGCAGACCGGCGUCGCUAUAGCAACAAGAGAGGUGGCAGUAGUGGAACUGGAAGUCGAAGGUGUGAGCGUAAGAAACGAUACACAGUGGUUGGCAAUCCCUAUUGGAUGGCACCAGAGAUGAUGAAGGGAAAUAAAUAUGAUGAGAAAGUGGAUAUUUUUUCCUUUGGCAUUGUUCUCUGUGAGAUAAUAGGUCGUGUGCAUGCUGAUCCAGACUAUCUGCCUCGAUCAUCAGACUUUGGUUUGAAUCAGCAUGUUUUCCGUGAGAAGUUCUGUUGCCAGUGUCCUGAGCCGUUCUACCGGGUGGCCUUUCUUUGUUGUGACCUGAAUCCAGACAAGAGGCCACCUUUUGAAGUAAUGGAAGUGUGGCUAGAAGGUCUGGCGAUGCAUCUGUCUGUUGGAUUACCCUUGCCUCAGGACUUGGAGUUUGACAUUUACAACUACACAGGCCGCAGUCCCAGUUCGUCCGAAUCCACAACACCAGAAGCCUUAACACCAUCAGCUAACCCACCCUCUCUUCAACCAAUUAAGGAGGGUUGCUGUCAACAAAGCCACCUGCCGCCAUCGCCUCGGCCCAAGAUGGGAGGUGGAGCUACACCUGUACGAUCGUCAUCUCCAAUAGAGAGUACUGCACUCUGAUUGGUAUGAAAGAGCAUAUUGGUUAUAGUAUCAGGUUCUAUACCCAUGACAGUUACCCAUUCAGUCAUGACAGAAAACUAUUAGAAUUGCAUAACAAAGACUGUUGUUCCUUUUUAUCUGUAUCACAGUAUUUGAAAACACACAUGAAAUGCUGAUACAGUACUAAAACACUACAUGCAUUUGUUUAUAAUUUGUACGGUUACAGUUUGUGUUAGAACAAGUUACGUACAUUCCGAGAUCUGAGGUUCUCGUGUUGGUGAAUAUACCAAUUAUGGUCUCAGUUGUGACCUGUGUGGUCUCAUGGACAGUUACAAAUGUUUUGGACACUCCAUCCCAGCCCAGAAAAUUACGGCCAAGAACUUAGGUACAGCUGU